AUGUCUGAUGCAAAGGCAGUUGCUACGCCUAUGGGAUCUCACUUCAAGCUGGCUUCAGUGAAGUAUGCUGAUGAGCGCAUAGAUACAGAAAAGAUUAUGUAUUCCAGUGCAGUUGGUAGCGUUAUGUACGCAAUGGUUGGAACUCGACCGGAUGUUGCUUAUGCUCUUGGACUGGUGAGUCGAUUCAUGAGCAAACCUGGAAGUGUUCAUUGGGAAGCUACGAAGUGGCUGCUGAGGUAUUUGAGAGGCUCAGCUGAUCUAAAUCUGAUUUAUACCAAAGGUGAUGCUACUCUCAGAGUUCAAGGCUAUACUGACUCUGAUUUUGCUGGUGAUUUGGAUAAACAAAGGUCUACAAGUGGUUAUGUUUUCACAGUUGGUGGGAACACAGUGAGUUGGAGGUCAAGCAUUCAACCAGUGGUGGCUUUGUCUACAACAGAAGCUGAAUAUAUUGCCUUAUCAGAAGCUAUAAAGGAGGCAAUAUGGAUUAAAGGGUUACUAUAUGAAAUGGGUUUUGAGCAGCAGAAGGUUUCAGUCUGGUGUGACUCGCAAUCGGCUGUUAGUUUGUCGAAGAACAAAGUGUUUCAUGAACGUACCAAGCACAUGGCUGUGAAGUACAGUUUUGUCAGAGAUAUUGUGGAGGAAGGCGAGAUAGAGGUGUUGAAGAUACACACGUCUCAGAACCCUGCAGAUAUGCUAACAAAGUGCAUACCAGUGCAGAAGUUUGAGGCAGCGUUGGAGCUUCUCAAACUGACCUGUUGA
Brassica napus (rape) is the source of this 759-nucleotide messenger RNA. Its product is annotated as secreted RxLR effector protein 161-like. The transcript has a single exon. Gene Ontology annotation, molecular function: nucleic acid binding. Lineage: Eukaryota; Viridiplantae; Streptophyta; Magnoliopsida; Brassicales; Brassicaceae. Bases 1 to 759 code for a protein of 252 amino acids. The record is from RefSeq and is a predicted model, not a curated record.